Messenger RNA from Mya arenaria, 561 nucleotides. RefSeq names its product E3 ubiquitin-protein ligase SH3RF3-like. The record is from RefSeq and is a predicted model, not a curated record. The transcript is spliced from 4 exons. Gene Ontology annotation, cellular component: nucleoplasm; chromatin. The coding region runs from base 19 to 561 and encodes 180 amino acids. Gene Ontology annotation, biological process: positive regulation of DNA-templated transcription. Gene Ontology annotation, molecular function: ubiquitin-protein transferase activity. NCBI's taxonomy places the organism in Eukaryota, Metazoa, Mollusca, Bivalvia, Myida, Myidae.
GAAUUAAAAUAAUUUGAAAUGGAGCGGGCUCUUGAGUGUCCAAUCUGUCUGGACAGGUUCACUUAUCCGAAAGUGUUGCCAUGCCAACAUACAUUCUGCAAUGAAUGUCUACAAGGAGUUGUUGAAGGUUAUUCCGUGCGAUGUCCGGAAUGUCGGAAGGUACACUUCGUUCCACCUGACGGUUUUCAGACGAACGUGGCCGUACAAAGGAUGUUAGAUUCACACGGUCGCACUGCGCCGUCCGACCUAGGUCGCCCUGAGCCGUUCAACACGGGUCGCCCUGAGCCGUCCGACCCGAGUCGCCCUGAGCCGACCGCACCGACCCUGUACACGAUCGAGGGAAGCGGGCCAGAAACAGCUGCUACAGCAGCUCCUACAGAGAGUGUAGGAGACAGAAACGAAGACGAAAGUUGUUCAUGUCCUUGUUGCCUGACAAAAUGCGUAGGUUGGACCAGACGAACGAUUCGCCGGGUUUUAAAGCGGUUCCUACACGAUCAUUACAGAGAGAAGAAAAUACGAGGUAUGACUGCAUUUAAUUUAACUACAAACGUUGCAUGCUAA